GAGGAGGCAUUGGCAAACCACACGAGGCGAUCGCGUUGCUGCUGCUGCGACUGCUGCUGAUACUGCUGCUGCUACUGCUGCUGUUGUUGUUGCCUGCGACUGCUGCUGCUGUUGUUGUUGCCCGACACGACACGGACAAGAGAGAGAGAGGGAACAGGACGUCAGCAUUGUAAGGAGAGUGUGGGGGAGAGCUUCGGAGUGAGAGCAUCACAGCGAACAAGAGAGAGGGGAAGAGGGAAGAUGUCCGGCAUUGUGAGUCGCGUGUCGGAGGGCCAGACGGCCGUGAGCUGCUUCAUCGCAGCUGCGAGCUUCGUGCUCUUCCAGGUGCUCUUCCACUGGGGCAGCGCCCUGCUGAGUCGCCCCUUCUGCGUCGACGUCGCCAAGAUGUCGAGGCAGGCGCAGAUCGAGUGGCACUCGAGGGUGGUGUCCACUGCCCACGCCUGCAUCGUGGGACCCAUCUGCCUGUACCUGCUGUGGUUCGACGACGGCGUCAACGCCGACCCCAUCUGGGGUGAUCCCUCCAAAGUCCAGAUCAGCAUCGCCAUCACUGCAGGAUACCUGUUCUCAGAUCUGCUGGUGAUCUUCGCCUACUGGCGCCUAGUGGGGGACAAGCUCUUUGUGCUGCACCACGCCGUCGCCCUCUCCUCCUGCUACUACGUGCUGCAAGACGGUGUUUUGGCCUACUUUGCAAACUUCCGACAGAUGGCAGAGCUGUCUACGCCCUUCGUAAACCAAAGGUGGUUCCUGGAGGUGCUCGGCUACCAGAAGUCGUCGCGCGCCUACGUGUGGAAUGGCCUCGCAAUGUCCGCGUCGUUCUUCCUGGCGCGCGUCGCCACCAUGCCCGUGUACUACACGCGCACGCUCAGCUGGCUGGGCACCGAGGCCGAGGCCCGCCUCGCCUGGGGCCACCGCCUCGCCUGGUGGCUCCCCAGCAUCACGCUCGACCUCAUGAAUAUCGUGUGGAUGAAGAAGAUCGCCCGCGGGUGCUACCGCGGCCUGCGCCACACCCUCGGGAAGGACUCGCGGCCGAAAGUAACGAUGGAGGCCGCCAAGCGAACGCCAGAAUCUUUGGCAAACGGGAAGACCGACUGACCCGACCGACUGACCGACCGACUUCGCGCAUCCGUCUGGGUUCUUAAUUACUAUUCAAAAAUACUGUUUGAUUUUUAUCCAAUCCUAUUUUUGGGUCAACGUUAUUUUUGUACAGAAUACUUGGGUGUUUUUUUUUUUCUUCUUCUUCUUCAGAGGAGGCGACAAUGUCUGAAAUCGCCCCCGAAAGUUAUAAAUGGUCGCGAGAUGCGGGAAUGGGCUAACGGGGAGAUUGGUAACCAACAGCUCCAUCUCCAUGCACUCCACCAACCCCUCACUUCCGAGUCACUCCAUUACGGGGGCUUGCCUCAUCAUGGCCAGCACACCCUGGCAACGUUUUGAAUUUGAACCCGUUAUGUAGGUCAGUUGAUCUUUAUUGGGUAAACUAAGCGCUCUGUUGAUGAGCGUUCUUUACGAGAUGCCUUUUUACACUCCCGGGGUCACGUUUAAAUCGCGAAGCACAACCGUGCUGAAGCACUAACCAGAACGAUUGUAUUGGUAGACACGCCCAAUAUGUCCGAAUGACGGGGGCGCGGCCACAACCUUUGUGAGCUUCGACACGGUUAUCCUGGUUUUUCAGACAAAAAGCCCAUGCCUUAAUGCGCCCCCUUGUUAAGAUGCGAUGCAAUUAGAAAAAAAAACAGCAUCUACACACCAUUGAGUUUCAAGAUGCCACACUUCAAAUGCGAAAAGCAGGUGCAGCGCUGAAUUAAAAAUACACAGCCCGGGGGGGGGGGGGGGUGGUGGGAGGGCACACCACCCACACUCAGCGUCUACGCAUAGUGUGACGGUGCUCAGGGUGGGGGGGCCUGUGGGCCCCCAGACCAGAAUAAUUCACUUAAUCAGUUCCAACUUGUCAGUCCCAUGUCUCCUUUGCCUGUCCUGUGGUCGGUGUUUUUGUAAAAUCUCACGAUUCCAGCUGUCUUUUGAGCUGGCUGUAUUACCCGCCCCUUUAUCUUGCCGUGCGAUUUAAUUGCUUGCCGGUCCCUGCCGUACAAAGCGCUUUACACCCUCUUUGGCACCCUUUGCGUGAGACUGGAGACUAAUUGUCCACCUUUAUCUUCUCACCUAAUUUCACGGAUCAGUUUUGUUACGUUAAAGUGUUAACCGUUCACUGGUAACCAUUUACCAUUCUCCGUUGAGAGCUGCCGAUGGUGAUUGGUUCACAGUAUAGUAUAGUCUAAACCUUUCGUAAACAGCUUUUCAUUGUUUUGUCGCUAACCUAUCCUUAAAGGACCACUCCUACAUUCUCGUGUCCAUCUUCUGGCUUGGGGUCAUCCACUUCGGUUACCAACCUCUGGGUGCCAAUUCAUUGCCCUUCUUGGUAACCCCCACCCUCCCUUGUGCUGACAAAUAUGGCAGGAGCACCACGCCAAACACAGAUUCAACUCUAUUGGUGUUGUAAAACAAUGGGAACUCAAAAAGCUUCAUUGCUUUGGGUGGUACCAUUUUCAACUCUGGUCCAUAAACUGUAACCCAGUCGGCCAAACCUCCGAUGGCAAGCGCAGAGUCUGGCCCCAAGAAGGUUCCGGAUGUGAGCACUGCUUUAUUUAGGUUUUUAACAUUCACCAAUUCGUCGAUUCUAAUUGAUUCUUACACUGAAAAUACAUGCAUCAUAUAAUGUGUGCAAGAAAUUUUUUCUAAUCCAUUAAUGUGGUGUGCGAUUUAUUUUGUGGUCAGCCUACAGUUUCAUGGAAAUAUUGUGGCCACUGUCACACAAGUUGCAAUUGUGUAUUUCCUCAUGAAUUACAAUCGUAAUGUAGUUGUCAUUGUUCAACUUAAAAUGCUGCUGUCGUUUAUGCCAGUUCUCGCCACUCUAGAGUCUCUAUGUACGAAAUGGGAGAAAAUAUUAUUUGUGAUUGGAUUCAUCACUUGGAACAAUGAUCAUUCGUAGAAUUGUGGCAGGGGUGAUGUGUUCCUUAGUCUAGUUUUUGGUGUCGGUCGCAUGGGCUGUGACUGACCCAGCCUUCAAAUGUCUUGCUUUAUCAUUUUGCUAACUCGCAAUAACCUGCUGUGUGUGCGCGAGUAGUUCAACUCAAUCCGUCACAUGUCGAAAGCAGCGGUGGUGGUGUGUGUUUGAUUUAGCUCCGCUUAUGCUGUGAUGCCCAACUUGGAGCUUCUCUCUCCACCUCGCCUUGUUCCCCCACCCCUCUGACUCCCCCCCCCCCCCCCCCCCCAGCUGCAGUGGGGCGUUGUUACUGACAAUCAAAUCACCUAUUUAUUGAUGUUGACGUAUUAAGUUUUCAAUUCCUGUACAAUGGGUACGAGAGUUCUAUACUUGGGGGUUUGGGUAAUGUGGAAGGCAGCCUUGGCAACACACGUUUGAUGUUUACAGGGCGGCAACAGAGACCCGCCGUUUGGUGUCUCUUGAUGGGAUAAAGGCUCGUCAGCCCUGUCAAUGGACCUAUCAGACUGUGACAUCAUAUUCUGUUCAGAUUCCCGGCCUGUUUGAUCACAUGCUGAUCUCACCAGAAAGUGAUGCCACAGGAAGAGCCGCUUGCUCCAGGAAGUCGAGGUGCUGAUCACCCUGCCAUCACCCGAUUCUUCUGCGGGUUUUGACGGGAUGCCUUGGGGCGAUGAUGAAGAAAACGAGCGCUGAACUGAACGGGCGACUCUCUGCGGUCACAGUUACUCUGUGAGAAUUGCGUUGUGCGGGGCCGAUCUUUAAGGUCUGCAAGAGACCAAGCGCCGACUGUCCGAGUCUGACCUUGUGCGGGGUCGUGUGAGUAGAUUAGUUUGUGCAACUGUUUUGUCUGACGUGCGUGUCUGUGUGUGUGCGCGCACGCCACGUGUGCAAAGCACCAAUAAUACACUCGUCGGGCCCAUUCCAUUCCGCCUGCUGCCCCCUACAACCAUAGUGCCUUAACACUUACGACACGGGUACUCUUACAAGCAGGGUACACGCGCUGCUAGAACAAUUGGUGGCACGUUCCAGUGAACAUGGACUGUACCAUUUUGUAUGCGGUGGGUGCCUCAAUGUGCGUGACGUUUAAUUUUGGACCGAAACAUUUUUGCACCGAGACUGGGGUGGUAGUAGUGGUGGUGGUGGCUGCAGCAGUGGUGCGAAAGCACGUUGUGUUUUUAAGACGACCAAGCCAAUAAAACAAAACUCUUGUCUAGGACUGUGUCUCCAGGGCUCUCCGAUAAAAGUUUGCAGCUUCCAAUGGUGAUAAAAACAAAACAAUAACUUGAAAGUUAUGUUAAUGAGCCCCCCAUCAUUGUACUGCUCCAUUGACGUACUUGCAGUCGGUGAUGCCGAACAUUCUAAUACAUCGCUGUCGAGAUGUCAGUAGAGGGCGCUAUGACACAGUAUUUUAUUUGAAUGUUAAAGCUUAAAAAUUCGUAUCGGAGGAGACACCCAGCCUUGGCAACAGCUGGACAGUUGCACAAAACGGGCAACCUUAGUCACAUGUUCACAUUCAUCACCAUCUAAGCGUGGAUUAAAAAGUUCGUCUGACUACAUCCGAUACCAACUACCGUAUAGUCCCUAAUCUGUUGACAAACCUCGCCCAAGUGAAAUACAAUUGAUUAUCCACAUAAUUAAAGUGUUCAAAAUGUACAUCCGAAAUAUGGAACUGCCCAGCUGUUUGAGUUUUUUUUUGGUUUGCGUCGCUUGACACCUGAGCGUGAUGCGUCCCUGCGUCAGUGCCACCGUGUCAUGCUGUGACCAGAUGCCAGCCCCACCUCGCAUCCACCUUCCUGCUCCUCUGUGUGCCGCUUCGCUUGUGCCUUUUCUGCUCACGUGUUAUGGACAACUUUUCAGCCAAGUGAAAUCAAAUGUAUUAACAAUGAGUCACUUAAAAGCAACCAGCCAUGACUGCAGCAGUGGUUGCGGUGGUGAUGGUAUUUUGUGAACGUUCCAUCCCCACGAUGUGAAUGCUCUCCAACGCUCACGGUCAACAGGUCACCACGGCUGGUGCCACCACAAGGUCAACAGCUUAAGCCACUGAGGCCACCGCACUUCACUGAUGCUUCCUUCUGUCGGUUCUUACCCAAUUGACACCCCCACGUGGGUGACGAUAAAUGCUUGUGACGGAUCACACACUUGCUAUGGACUGGUUUCAACUUUUAAAUAAGGUAGGAGGCCAAGUUCCAUGUCAAAAGGUUUUGAUCAAACGAGCGCAGGGUGGUGGCGCUCAUCUCGAGAUGGCCCUGAACCAGUGGUGUAAAUUCCACAUUCCCAUGGUUGGGGACAGUUAUCCACGCAACCGCUGUUAAAUAAUUACCUCUGUUCAGAGUACUUUGUGGUUAUUUAUUAUCGUCACGAUCAGGGCAAAAGCUGUAUUUUGAGUGUGAUGUUUAGACAUGUCUUAAACUGUGGUUCUCAUAUUGUAGUUACGUUGACUAAUUUCUUAGUUCGCUCCAGUGAUUAUAUGUCAAUCGUGGCUAAUCAAAGUUAGGCAGGACUUUACCUGACCGCAACGACCCCUCCUGCAAACAAUGGUAUAGCCCUUUGAUUGCCAGGCGGUACAUACAAUCAAUGAACGCUGGUGACAGUGGAGAGCUGUAUCAUGUUUAAUGGUGCGGCGGUUCGAUCAGCCUUCUUGGAGGUUCAAGUUGGUGUUUAUGUCAUGGAAACUUAUCCAAUCAUUUUGGCUCAGGCGGGGGAGUGUUUCCAAUACUCCAUGGUUCGGUGUGUUUCGUGUUUGCCAAGUCACAAGAUCUGUGUUUUGUGUUGAGAAUUUGCGAUCACGUUAAUUGGACUGGACAAGAUUGACACAUGGAAUGGCACACACGGAUGUGCAUGGGGUGGCUGGAGUUUAGAAAACAAGUGCAGACACACCUUUAAUAACCUGACCCUAAAUAAGGAACAUUUUGGAGAAUCCGGAGAUUUAAGGAGAUGGGUGUGGGUGAUGCACUUGGAUGGGUGCAACCGUUAGUGUGCAACCCAGCCCCUAAACCUCGUGUCACUUCCUCACUUUGCUUCCCAACGCCAACUGUGGACAAGACCCCAUCCCAUUUUAAUUAAAGGUCUGAGCGUGAAUCUGUGAAGUCGUGCGAGUCGUCAUUCCAACCGGGCACGUCCGAGUGUUAUUCUGCUCGUACGAGCAGUCGGGCGACGCCGAGGUAUACGCCACGAGAAGACGCAAUGGCCCAAUGUGGAGAUGAAGUGAUGGCAUCGGCCCAUGUGCAGGUGGAAUAUCGCAUCGCAGGACCGAGAGUUUGCGACUGCUUGGGUGGUCUUUUUACAGCGGUAGAUUGAUGGAUUGUUGUUGAUGAUGACAUGUUCAUAAAACAAAAAUGACAUUUA
Messenger RNA from Lethenteron reissneri (Far Eastern brook lamprey), 6340 nucleotides. RefSeq names its product TLC domain-containing protein 4-B-like. The record is from RefSeq and is a predicted model, not a curated record. Gene Ontology annotation, cellular component: membrane; endoplasmic reticulum. Gene Ontology annotation, biological process: lipid homeostasis. Lineage: Eukaryota; Metazoa; Chordata; Hyperoartia; Petromyzontiformes; Petromyzontidae.